AUGGCUACAGUCAAGAGCGAGCCUGGUGUCAAGCUGGAACCCUCCAUCAAGCCCGAUCCAGAUGAUGUGAAGCCAUCACCAGACGCCUUCGAGGAUGACGAGUUGUACGAGGACGCCGGCGACCUAGAAUUCUACGAUCCGAAUGAGUCUCAAGACAACGCGUUUCUGGCACAUCUGCCUAAAUAUCUCUAUGACCAAUGGGCCCAGUUAGGCGACGAUGAAGAACUCGUGAUAGGGAAGGUGCGGACCUGGGUCGAAGCCGAUCGGAACGGUCAACAAAUACAAAAGUUCGCCAUUCUCGUUGAUUCCAGCAAUCCAAUCCAUCAAAACGUUCCCAAGGAAUACACAAUGGAAAUGAGAGAUGACAAUCUUCUGAAUACCUUCAUGUUCACGGAACAAGACUUGCCUGGAUUCAAGAACAAGACUCAGGCUGGUCCCAACAAUGAUAUUCCGCCUCACCUGCGACCUAAGCCAGCCCAGCCCAAGGAGAACGGAAAGCCUGAGCCAGGAGCUGGACGACCGCGGAAAAGAGAACCGUAUUAUCGCAAAGCAAUUCCCAAGAAGACCGUUUUGUCUGCUCGGUUUCGCAAGGAGAUGAAUGCGCAACCCGUCAUGACUCCCGAGGCUAAACACAUAUUGGCUUUGAGAGCAAGUGAUGCCCUCAAGCCCAAGGCCACCACCAGCAUCAUGUCUGGAACAAGGAACCCAGUGGGUAUCAUUCACGCUGGUACUGCUAUCGGCAACCAGAAGAUGAGCGGUUUCGUCCGGACUGUCGAUCCAAGGGCCAAGACCAAGGCCAAAAAGGAAGAAAAGGCUGCUCGCAUGGAACAAUCUGCCCUUCUCGAUGCAAUCUUCAAUCUUUACACCAGCCGAGGCUUUGCAUACUGGUCUAUGAAAUCCUUGAAGUACGAAUUGAAGCAACCAGAAGCAUGGCUACGAGAAAACAUGGAACAAAUCGCGGUUUUGCACAAGACUGGCAGAUUUGCCAACUUCUGGGAACUCAAGCAAGAGUACAAACCGGCUACCAACACUGCUCCUAACGACAAAGUUGCCAACUAUGGUGAUGAGCCUGGUGCUGACGCAAGUGGCGGUGACGAUGAAGAUGACGACGAUAACGUCGAAAUGGUGGAUGUAGCAUAG
Messenger RNA from Truncatella angustata, 1140 nucleotides. RefSeq names its product transcription initiation factor IIF, beta subunit-domain-containing protein. The record is from RefSeq and is a predicted model, not a curated record. Lineage: Eukaryota; Fungi; Ascomycota; Sordariomycetes; Amphisphaeriales; Sporocadaceae. Bases 1 to 1140 code for a protein of 379 amino acids. Gene Ontology annotation, biological process: transcription by RNA polymerase II; transcription initiation at RNA polymerase II promoter. Gene Ontology annotation, cellular component: transcription factor TFIIF complex. The transcript is spliced from 2 exons.